CUGAGGGCCACAGACGGCUCCGACAGCAGCUCGGCCGUCCCCACGAAGACACUCGGUCCUCUGAGAGCGUCGGCGAGAGCCAAGCCGAGCGAUCAUGAUAUUCCUCAUGGACCUGCAGAUGAUGCUGCUGGACAUGAUUUACUUCAUCCUACGCAACACACUGCGGGUCGUCCUGCGACCGCGGAUCAAGCCGAUCGACGGCGAGCUGGUGCUGAUCACCGGGUCGGGAGGAGGCCUGGGUCGCCUCUUUGCCCAGGAGUUCACCAAGCAGGGCGCCGAGGUGGUGCUGUGGGACGUGGACGGUGCGGCCAACGAGCGAACGGCUAAGCUGGUGCGCGACCUGGGGGGCAAGGCGCACGCCUACACUGUGGAUGUCACCGAAAGGGAGGACGUGUAUCGUAAUGCCGAUCUGGUGCGGAAGGACCUGGGCCGGGAUGUCACCAUGCUGGUGAACAACGCCGGAGUGGUGGCUGGCGAACGGGUGCUGGACUGUCCGGACGAGCUCAUCGAGAGGACCCUGAGGGUCAACUGUCUCGGACUCUUCUGGACAGUGAAGGCCUUCCUGCCUCAGAUGAAGGCCAAGGAUCACGGCCACAUCGUGACCAUCGCCAGCGUGCUGGGCCUCUUCAGCACGGGCUGCGUCGAGGAUUAUUGCGCCAGCAAGUUUGCCGCGGUGGGCUUCCACGAGUCCCUUGCUCACGAGCUGCUGGCUGAAGAAGUGGAGGGGGUGAAGACCACACUGGUGUGUCCUUACAUCGUGGACACCGGCAUGUUCGAGGGCUGCCAGAUAAGAAAGGAGAUGGAGCUCAUCCUGCCUCCUCUGGAUCCUCAGUACUGCGUGGAGCAAGCAAUGAACGCCAUCCUCAUCGACCAGCCCCUCGUGUGCAUCCCACGUCUUACCUACCUGCCUGUCCUAUGCAGAGCGUUGCUGCCAUGGGAGUCCAAUGUGGUUUCGUAUCGUUUCAUGGGCUCCGACAAGUGCAUGUAUCCCUUCAUUGACGCCAAGAAGAAGCAAAUGUUAAAUGGCUAUUUGAAGUCGUCCAACCUCGCUAUCUCUUCUCCCUGGAGCUUCACUCUUCCUCCUCCGCCCCUAUCAAACAUGCACAUACAUUCUCUUUUACUUCGGCUAAACUUCACUCCUCUUCUUUCCAGUGCAUGCCUCCAUCUUUCUGAUUUUUCCUCCACCUGCUCCCUACUUUCACUGCAGAUCACAAUAUCAUCUGCAAACAUCAUGGUCCAAGGGGAUUCCAGACUAACCACGUCUGUCAGCCUAUCCAUUACUGCCGCAAACAGGAAGGGGCUCAGUGCGGAACCCUGAUGCAUUCCCACCUCCACCUUAAAUUCUUCUGAUACACCCACGGCACAACUUACAGCUCUUCUGCUGCACUAAUACAGGUCCUGUACUAGUCCA
Molecule: messenger RNA, 1411 nt
Organism: Syngnathoides biaculeatus (alligator pipefish)
Lineage: Eukaryota; Metazoa; Chordata; Actinopteri; Syngnathiformes; Syngnathidae
Gene: rdh20
Product: retinol dehydrogenase 20
Exons: 6
Coding region: 95-1318 (407 amino acids)
Cellular component (GO): lipid droplet
Molecular function (GO): oxidoreductase activity, acting on the CH-OH group of donors, NAD or NADP as acceptor
Source: RefSeq, a predicted model, not a curated record